Messenger RNA from Xyrauchen texanus (razorback sucker), 1017 nucleotides. It is a transcript of the gene selenom, whose product is annotated as selenoprotein M. Gene Ontology annotation, cellular component: endoplasmic reticulum lumen. Gene Ontology annotation, molecular function: oxidoreductase activity. The record is from RefSeq and is a predicted model, not a curated record. Lineage: Eukaryota; Metazoa; Chordata; Actinopteri; Cypriniformes; Catostomidae. The transcript is spliced from 5 exons.
CAUGCAAAAAGAGAAGAAUGAAACUGUGACGUGGCAGCGUCCGGACGUGUUCUCCUCACUGUAGUGAACAGUAUUUCGUGCAGGAUGUGGACGCUUAUUUUCACUGCCCUGUUUCCCUCAUUCAUCUUAUCAUAUGAACUGGACACGAAAAAACUGGAGGGUCUUGCGAAGGCCAGAGUGGAGACCUGUGGUGGAUGACAGCUGAAUAGACUGAGGGAGGUCAAGGCCUUUGUGACCCAGGACAUUCCUCUUUACCACAACUUGGUAAUGAAGCACAUUCCUGGGGCAGAUCCUGAACUUGUCCUUCUCAACCACUACUAUGAAGAGCUAGAUAGGAUCCCAUUGUCUGAAAUGACUUGUUCUGAGAUAAACAACCUCUUGGCCGAGCUGGGCUUUUAUAAAAAAGAGCAUCCUGAAGACCAGGUGCCAGAAGAGUUUCGCUUUUCCCCAGCGAAAGACAGUCCCUUUGAGGGACAUCAAUCAACUUCAUUGCCCCCUAAAACUGAUUUAGCCGAAGAGCACCAAUCAGAGGCGGAUUCCCAUCACCCAGAUUUGUAACCGCGUAUAUAAGAGCGAUCGGGUUGAAUGACAAUGUCUUAAAACCUGGUUGAUUUAUAAAUGUCAUGAGAACUGAACUGAGUAAUACCAGCUCUCUCUCGGGAGAGUUUAUCUUCUUGCAAAAUGUGGCCACAUUAUUGCUUAAAAAUAGUUUGUAAAUUCAACACACUUUCCCCAACUGGAGUUAAUUUGAGUGGCAUUGAGUUAUAUUGUUAAGAAGUGCAAGCUUGUGUGCGAUUAUUGUUUAUGUUUGUGGCAAUGAACUGUUAGUUGUUUGUUUGCUCCCACUCUACAUAACCUUAUUUCUGCCCAGAGGGGACGUUAAUGAUGUCUACAGCUGUAAAACUCUGUAAAUGGCUGCAGACUGAUUAUAUUUGUUCUCACAGGCAAAAAUUAGGCUCCAAAACAGGCUGUGGGAGCAUGAAUGCACCAUUGAAAAAUAAAUAUUUUAAAUAUGAU